ACUCAUCGUGUCUAAUUGUUUACAAUCUUGUUCGACGAAACAUGGCUGCUGUCAAGUGAGCUGUUGAUGGUGUCCCGAACAGUUACAAUUCUCUUAUAUGUUCUCUUUAAUGAUUCAUUUUAAAUAUUUUAUUUCAUAACAGUGUAUUUUAACGGGGAUAGUUUUCAAUUAGUUUUCGUUUUUACUUUGGAACCGUCACAGAUUCCUUCACCCGCCAGUUAGCAUCACUAAGCUAACUAGCUCAAGGAGAACAAUGACGGCAAGCUCAUCGGGUGGAAACACCUGUCUCACUGCUAAAGGUUUGGACAUUAGUCUCGCAGCCCUGCAAAGACAAGAUCCUUACAUCAACAACAUUGUAGAUGUGGCGAGUCAAGUGGCGUUGUAUACUUUCAACAACCGAUCAAAUGAAUGGGAGAAGACUGACGUGGAGGGGACCCUAUUUGUCUAUACAAGGCUAGCAUCUCCCAGACACGGCUUCACCAUAAUGAACAGGCUGAGUAUGGAGAACCUGACUGAACCCAUCACUAAAGACCUGGACUUCCAGCUGCAGGAUCCGUUCCUGCUCUACAGGAAUGCUCGCUUAGCUAUCUAUGGCAUCUGGUUCUAUGAUAAGGCGGACUGCCAGCGCAUCGCAGAGCUUAUGAAGUAUCUGACGAAACAGGAACAGGCCCUAGCCCAGCGGGGUCAACAGGGUCAGGGGGGCUUGGUGUCUCCUCAAGCCCUGGAGGCAGCAGGGGACCCUGGGAAGGGACAAGGAGUGGACAUCCUGCAGAUGCUGACCAAAGCACGCAAUGAGUAUGACAAGGGUGGCCAACCAGAGCCUAAAGAGAUAGGAGGGUGUAGUGUCCUUAAUACCAACCCCAGCCUGAUCAAACCUAUCCCUGUCAAACCUAUGGAGAGAUAUCCCCAGCCUGGGCUACAGGAGAGGCCUGUUCAGGAUGGUCGAGGAGAGCCCAGGCCUCUCUCUCUGGCCACUCUGUUUGGUGUCCAGCAGCCCAGAGCAGAGCUGGUCUCUCCCAUGGCUGGGUCAGGAGGUCCAGGGUCCCAGCCCCAGGGGAAGCCUGGAGGUGUCCGCCCGGCGGUGGCCCGCUCCUUGUCCUACGACGACCCAGUCCAGGCCCAGCUCCAUCUCCAGGCCCAGGAAGGGGGUCUGUUCUCAGGUAGCAGCCCCCCGCAGCACUGCCCUGCCUUCCAGAAGCUCAUGAAGGAUGCCGCCUCCUCCGCCUCCUCCUCCCAGCCUCAGAAGCAGCUCCAGAGAGGAGGUCCUAUGGAGCAGCUCCAACCCGUCUCCGAGUCACCCGAGAACAGACUGCAUGAGAACGGACCCCUCUGUCCUCCACCAUCAGACCCAGGCCAGACAAGACCCCAUCCAGAGACUGUUCCAGAACCAGCCCACUUCCACCACCCCUUCAAUGACCACCUCUGCUCCCUGUUGUCCUCGUCCUCCUCCUCUCAUCCCUGGUCUCCAGUCUGCCCGUCCUCAGCCUCUCCUGGUGGAUGCUUUGGGCUUCCCUGGUUCUCAACACCAUCACCUCCCUCCUCACCAGGCCCAGUCGUUGUACUUCAGCCCCACCAAGCCCCCCCAGAUGCUGGUCCCCAUGUUGCCCUCACACCCUCCCAGUCUCAACCUCCCCACCAACCCCAGCCUGGUCAUCCUCAGUCACAGCCCUGUCACCCUUUCCACCCCUUCCAGAACCCCCAGCCCUUAUACCUCCAACCCCUGUCAGGUCACCCCCAGCCGGGGCAGCUAACCGGUGUCGUCUCCCCCCAUGAGCUGCUCCAGAGGCUGCAGCUGGUUCAACAGGAGCAGAGUCUGGUCCCGGAGCCCACUAGGCCUUCCUCUAACCUGGCUCCUCGCUUCCACGAGCCAGCCCCUCUAGCCCCCUCAGCCCCCCCAGCCAUGGGGCAGCACGGCCAGCAGUCGGCUCAUUCUACAGCCAGGUCUCUGGACAGUUUGGCUGACAAGAACUCUGCAGGCAACACUGCUCAGAAGUUCCAGGUGAUCUCCCCCCAGCGUAUCCCAGCCACGGUGGCACCUACCCUGCUCCUGUCCCCCAGUGUCUUCUCCCAGGCCAAGCGUCCCCAGGCCAAAGCCUCUGGGGACACCCACUGCCCCCCUGGCCCUCAUCCUCCCUCAGCCCUCCUGGCCCCACAGGCCCCGGACGACCCCCAACCCAGGGGCCUCUCUAAGAGCCAGCUCCAGGCCACCCUGCUGCACCUCAUACAGAACGACAGUUCCUUCCUGGAUACCAUCUAUGAGUCCUACGCUCAACGCUUCUCCACGGACGCCACCGCGAACAAGUUCUGAGGCCAGGGUCCUGGCACCCAAUAGAAACAUGUUUCAGGGUCCUGUUGAAUGAGGCACCCAAUAGAAACAUGUUUCAGGGUCCUGUUGAAUGAGGCACCCAAUAGAAACAUGUUUCAGGGUCCUGUUGAAUGAGGCACCCAAUAGAAACAUGUUUCAGGGUCCUGUUGAAUGAGGCACCCAAUAGAAACAUGUUUCAGGGUCCUGUUGAAUGAGGCACCCAAUAGAAACAUGUUUCAGGGGUCCUGUUGAAUGAGGCACCCAAUAGAAACAUGUUUCAGGGUCCUGUUGAAUGAGGCACCCAAUAGAAACAUGUUUCAGGGUCCUGUUGAAUGAGGCACCCAAUAGAAACAUGUUUCAGGGUCCUGUUGAAUGAGGCACCCAAUAGAAACAUGUUUCAGGGUCCUGUUGAAUGAGGCACCCAAUAGAAACAUGUUUCAGGGUCCUGUUGAAUGAGGCAC
Messenger RNA from Oncorhynchus tshawytscha (Chinook salmon), 2766 nucleotides. It is a transcript of the gene dcp1b, whose product is annotated as decapping mRNA 1B. The record is from RefSeq and is a predicted model, not a curated record. Gene Ontology annotation, cellular component: P-body. NCBI's taxonomy places the organism in Eukaryota, Metazoa, Chordata, Actinopteri, Salmoniformes, Salmonidae. Gene Ontology annotation, biological process: positive regulation of catalytic activity; deadenylation-dependent decapping of nuclear-transcribed mRNA; deadenylation-independent decapping of nuclear-transcribed mRNA. Gene Ontology annotation, molecular function: enzyme activator activity; mRNA binding.